CGGAGCUAGAAUGUCCUUGCUCCCGUUCUUCCGGUGCUGCUCUAGCCUCCCCGUUGCUGAUUCCGGCGUCUUGGUGGCCAGUUCUGCGGGUGAAAGUCACUUUGAGGAAGCCGCUGCUUCGUCAGCCUCAUUGCGAUUUUUUCCAGGCCUCCCCAUCUCCAGGGGUGAGGAAGGUUGGAGACCAGUGGAUGCAGUGGCAGCAAGAGGAGGAGGCCGGGUUCCUUCGGGAGGUUUGGACCCCAAACAGCCUUGCCUUCCUUGGGCAUACAUGGAGGAAGAGGCACAUGCAGACAGUCCUACUUUCCUUGAAAAUGUCUGAAUCCAUAAGAAGCAAGAUAGAGAACUACAAAACAGCUCCAUUUGACAGUAGGUUCCCCAAUCAAAAUCAAACACGGGGCUGCUGGCAGAACUACCUUGAUUUCCAUCGCUGUGAGAAAGCUAUGAAUGCCAAAGGCUCUGAUCCCUAUGUUUGUCAGUGGUAUAAAAAAGUAUACUCAUCCCUGUGCCCUUCUUUUUGGAAAAUGUCUGAAUCCAUAAGAAGCAGAUAGAGAACUACAAAACAGCUCCAUUUGACAGUAGGUUCCCCAAUCAAAAUCAAACACGGGGCUGCUGGCAGAUUACCUUGGUUAGUAUAAUUGAUGCAUGUGAAUGUUUGCUUCUCUGCAUUAUGGAUAAGAAAAAAGAUUUCAUAUUCUGAAAUCUUUAUAAAACAUGUUUUUCUCUGUUGAAGUAAAAAUAAUAUAUUUAUGGAAAGUUUAAGCCUAAAAA
Molecule: messenger RNA, 768 nt
Organism: Crotalus tigris (Tiger rattlesnake)
Lineage: Eukaryota; Metazoa; Chordata; Lepidosauria; Squamata; Viperidae
Product: cytochrome c oxidase subunit 6B1
Exons: 5
Coding region: 189-548 (119 amino acids)
Cellular component (GO): mitochondrion; respiratory chain complex IV
Source: RefSeq, a predicted model, not a curated record